Messenger RNA from Callithrix jacchus (white-tufted-ear marmoset), 8330 nucleotides. It is a transcript of the gene ZNF792, whose product is annotated as zinc finger protein 792. Gene Ontology annotation, cellular component: nucleus; transcription regulator complex; PcG protein complex. The record is from RefSeq and is a predicted model, not a curated record. Gene Ontology annotation, molecular function: RNA polymerase II cis-regulatory region sequence-specific DNA binding; DNA-binding transcription factor activity, RNA polymerase II-specific. NCBI's taxonomy places the organism in Eukaryota, Metazoa, Chordata, Mammalia, Primates, Cebidae. Gene Ontology annotation, biological process: regulation of transcription by RNA polymerase II.
CCCCUUUAAGACGAAGGCCCGAGGGCUGCAGGCGGCGGCGGUGGAGACGCGGCGAGGUCCGCUCUCAGUCCGGCCCCGGACCCCGCGCCAGGCGAGAGUCUAGGCAAAAACUCGCGAUCCCCAGGCCCUGUCUGUGUCAGCGGCUGGCGGCAGCCCUGUGACAGUCCGGGAGAGGGCGCCUCUCCGGGCCGCCUGGGUGGGGGCCGGAACUUCCUGAGCUGCAGCCUCACAGGUCAUUUCCCGGCGGGGAGGCUGAGCCCGGAGGAGGUGGGGCUAACCCCGUGAAGCUGCCCCGCCGGCUUUCCGGCACCGCGCGGGGGACUGUGAGGCCGGGACCCCCUCCGCGCCUUUGCACCAGCUGUGACCCCUUGCAACUGGGGUGCCCGGCGGAGCUGCGCGCUCUCCACGCCCCUAGAGCCUGCGCCCCGGGCCCCGUGCGCAUUUUGCACGGGGGAGACUGAGGUUGGGAGUGCAAACCUCGCACUGGACACGGCCAGGUGGUGGUAGCCUGAGCCCGCGAGACUCCCUCCCCCCGCCCCGCGGUCGCCCGCACCCUGGAGCCCUGCUCAGAUCACGGACUCCAAUGGCGGCGGCGGCGGCGGCGCUGCGGGACCCCGCACAGUUAGAAACAUCCAAAAUGUGGCAUCUGGUGUGUGGACGGGAGCGUAGCUGUGUGUCAGAUUUUGGAGGGCUGCGUGACCUUUAAGGAUGUGACCAUUUACUUCUCAAAGGAGGAGUGGGGGCUCCUUGAUGAGGCUCAGAGACUCUUGUACUGCGAUGUGAUGCUGGAAAACUUUGCACUUAUAGCCUCACUGGGACUUAUAUCUUUCAGGUCCCACAUUGUUUCCCAACUGGAGAUGGGGAAAGAGCCCUGGGUGCCUGACAGUAUGGAUAUGACUUCAGCCGUGGCCAGAGGGGCUUAUGGCAGGCCUGGCUCUGAUUUUUGCUGUGGAACAGAGGGCAAAGAGUUACCUUCUGAGCAUAAUGUUUCUGUAGAAGGGGUGGCACAGGACAGGAGUCCCAAGCCAGCUCUGUGCCCCGAGAAGACCUGCCCCUCUGACAUAUGUUGCCUGUGCUUGAAAGACAUCUUGCAUUUGGCUGAACACCAGGCAGCACAUCCCAGGCAGAAACCAUUUAUGUGUGAGGCAUAUGUGAAAGGCUAUGAGUUCGGUGCAAACCUUGCCCAGACACGGGUGCAGCAGAACGUACACAACCCCAUUGGAAGGGAGGAGGACCAGGUUUCGCCUGUGGAGACCAACGGAGACCACACAUCAGAGCAGCUUUUCACCUGCAGGGAGGGCAGGAAGGACUGUGUGGCCAGAGCAGGGUUUCUGCAAUAUGAGAUCACUCCCACCGAUGGGGAGCCACGUAAGGCCACUGAAGGUGUGGUGGAUUUUCACACUGCACAGAGGCAUAACAAGUGCCGUCAAUCUGGGGAUGCCGUCAAUGACAAAUCCACUCUUGUUCAGCACCAGAGAAUCCACGGCAGAGAAAGGCCUUAUGAGUGCAGCAAAUGUGGAAUCUUCUUCAAUUAUGCUGCUGGCCUCAUCCAGCACCAGAAAGUUCACAAUAGAGGAAAACCAUAUGAGUGCCGCGAAUGUGGGAAAUUCUUCAGCCAGCACUCCAGCCUCGUUAAGCAUCGCAGGGUUCACACUGGUGAAAGCCCUCACAUGUGCGGUGACUGUGGGAAGUUCUUCAGCCGAAGCUCUAACCUUAUCCAGCACAAGAGGGUUCACACUGGCGAAAAGCCGUAUGAGUGCAGUGACUGUGGGAAGUUCUUCAGCCAGCGUUCCAACCUCAUUCAUCAUAAGAGGGUUCACACGGGCAGAAGUGCCCAUGAGUGCAGUGAAUGUGGGAAAUCCUUCAACUGCAACUCCAGCCUGAUUAAACAUUGGAGAGUUCACACUGGAGAAAGACCUUACAAGUGCAACGAAUGUGGGAAAUUCUUCAGCCACAUCGCCAGCCUCAUUCAGCAUCAGAUAGUUCACACUGGCGAGCGGCCUCAUGGGUGCAGUGAGUGUGGGAAAGCCUUCAGCCGAAACUCUGACCUCAUGAAACAUCAGCGAGUUCAUACCGGUGAGCGGCCUUAUGAGUGCAAUGAAUGUGGGAAGUUGUUUAGCCAGAGCUCCAGCCUCAAUAGCCAUCGGAGACUUCACACUGGUGAACGGCCCUACCAGUGUAGUGAAUGUGGGAAAUUCUUUAACCAAAGCUCCAGCCUCAAUAACCACCGGAGACUUCACACCGGUGAGCGGCCUUAUGAGUGCAGCGAAUGUGGGAAAACCUUUAGGCAGAGGUCCAAUCUGAGGCAGCACCUGAAAGUUCACAAACCAGAUAGGCCUUAUGAGUGCAGUGAAUGUGGGAAAGCUUUCAGCCAAAGGCCUACCCUCAUUCGACAUCAGAAGAUUCACACUAGAGAAAGGAGCAUGGAGAAUGUGCUCCGUCCCUGUUCAAUGCAACAGCACACAGCAGAGAUAAGCUCUGAGAACAGACCUUAUGAGGGUGCUGUCAACUACAAGUUGAACCUUUUUCAUCCAAGUACCCACCCUGGAGAGGUUCCCUAGGAGUGCUAGCUAUGUUGGAAGCUUUCUGGAGCCAAGUUACAUUCUCUUACCAUGGAUUUUAUCAGCAUUUUUUCACUGCUGGGGUUGCGAUAGAACCCACAUCAGCACCACACACUGCAACUCUCCAGACUGUGUUGACCACUCCACUGUGCUCAGGGAAGGCAGACUUCUCCUCUCUCUUUCCAAUCCCUAAAGGGAAUUGGGAGUAGUCUGAAGCUGUGGGGAGAUGUCAUUCCCAUCCUGUAUGCCUGGUUUAGCUGUGGACAUGAUCAGCCUUUGGCUGUGAAGACCUGAGCAGGGUUCUGCUGACAGCUUGUUCUAGAGAAGGUUUCCCUUUCUCUGGGACAUGUUGGUCUCAUGGUAUGCCUGUGAUGGGUUUGUCCAGCCUUCAUGUUACUCAGUGCAACAACUUAUCUCCUGUGUAUCACCCUGGUUCCUGCGAUGAUAAGGGCCUUAUGAUAAAGCUGCCUUUAAUCUUCUAUGGUCUGAUCACUGUGUAGGGUGGUUCAAGAACAGAAUUAAGAUCUACCAAACUAAGGGGGUGGCCAGAUUAUCUUGGAGGGGACAGGAGGAUGGCAGAGAACAGCUGUCAAUCCAGACUGGGCCUCAUUUACAUUGCUAUCUAGUCCUGCUAGGAAAAAUUGUAGGAAUUUAUUAUGAUCUGAAUGGCAUGAAUUUGUACCCCGAGGAGGGGGCAGUUGUGACAACCUCCAGUGCAUGUAGGAGCAGCGUGAAUUGGGUCCCUUAUUCCCAAGAGGUGCCCCAUAUUCCCCAACACCAUAAAGCAGAUGCUGUUUAGCACCUGCCAAGGGGCCAUAUGCCCUGAGGUUCAGCAUUAGGCAGGUGUCUCUUAACUGUUACCCUGCUGGGGCCAUAAUUUGUACAAAAACACUGGGUGUGAUUAAUAGGGAGUAGGUGAGAUUAUAGUAAACCAGCAGAAAUGGACCUGUUCUAUAGGUGCACCCAUGAAUGUUCCCUUGAAUAUGGCUGUGCAGGAUUCAGGGUUUGCAGAAAUUCUCAGGACCUCUAGACCUCUGUCCUAUGACUAAUGUUACUGGCAGAGCAAAUAAUCUCCAUAUAAAAAAGAGAUUUUAGUUUAAUGGAUUACUGUCUCUGUGCUGUGCAUCUCAAGGCCAGUGCUGUGCUAGCAGGAAAAUAGGGACUAAGAAAAAACAGGGAUUAUAGCAUCUCUGACGUAGCCAGCCAUUCUUUGUUCCUAAAGCAAGAAGAAAGAGAUGGCAGAGUCAAUAUAGGGUUGCCAAAUCUGAUUUUCUAAAAUGAGUAGGAGGUUGGAUUUUUAUGUGCAACAGUUCCUUUUGGUGCUUUGUUGAUACGUAAUUGUCAUGCAAUAAUUGUACACAUUUGGUAAGUUUUGUACACUCAGGGAACCAACACCAUAGUCAUGAUAGUGAACGUAUCCAUCCCAGGCAAAGCUACCUCCUGCCCCUUUACAGUCCCUCCUUGCCUUCCCCAGGAAACCAUUGAUUUACAUUUUUCACUUCAGAUUUGUUUACCUUUUCUAGAAUUGAUACAAUUGGAAUCAUAAAGUAUUUAUACUCUUUUGCAGUCUGAUUCUUUCAUGCAGCAUAAUUAUCUUGAGAAUCAUCCAUGCUUUGUGUAUAUAUGGUUCAUUCCUUUUACUACUGAGUAGUGCUCUGCUGGUUGAGUACACCAUAGUUAUUUGUGAUUUAUUUUAGAAUGUUAAAAAAGCCGGGCGCGGUGGCUCGUGCCUAUAAUUCCAGCACUUUGGGAGGCCGAGGCGGGUGGAUCACGAGGUCAAGAGAUCAAGACCAUCCUGGUCAACAAGGUGAAACCCCGUCUCUACUAAAAAUAUAAAAAUUAGCUGGGCAUGGUGGCGCAUGCCUGUAGUCCCAGCAACUCGGGAGGCUGAGGCAGAAGAAUUGCUUGAACCCAGGAGGCGGAGGUUGUGGUGAGCCGAGAUCGCGCCAUUGCACUCCAGUCUGGGUAACAACAGCGAAACUCCGUCUCAAAAAAAAAAAAAUGUUAACAAAUAUGAUGAAAUACAUAUAAUAUGAAAUUUACCAUCCUAACCAUUUUAAGUGUAUACUUCAGUGGUAAUGAGUAUUGUUACACAGCCAUCACCAGUGUUUAUCUCCAGAACUCUUCAAUCUUGCAAACCUUUAGAGUUAUCAACAUGUAAGAUAAUAUCACCUGUGAUCAGAAAUAAUUUUACUUCUUCCUUUCCAAUUUGGCUGCCUUUUACUUCUUUUCUUUCAUAAUUACACUGGCUAGGACUUCCAGUACCAUGUUGAACAGAAGUAGAGAAAGAGGAGAUCUUUGCCUUGUUCCUGAUCAAAAAGCUUUUGGUUUUUCACGAUUGAGAAUGAUUUAACUGUAGGUUUUUUUAUAUGUGGUUUUUGGUACAUUGACAUAGUUUUCUUUUAUUCGUUUCUUGAAUGUUUUUUUUUUUGCCAAAUAAAUUCAAGGCUGGUAAUAUUAGGGAAUAUUACAGUGGGGAGAGAAGAUCCUAGAGAUGGAUAUUCAUCUCAUGUACUAGGGUUAGAUCAGCAGCUUUGUGUAGUGACGAAUAAAAGGAAACUCCUUUAUUUUGUUUCUUAAAAAGAAUGAAAGAAAGAAAGAAAAAAAGAGGGGCCAGGCGCGGUGGCUCACGCCUAUAAUCCCAGCACUUUGGGAGGCCGAGGCGGGUGGAUCAUGAGGUCAAGAGAUCGAGACCAUCCUGGUCAACAAGGUGAAACCCCGUCUCUACUAAAAAUACAAAAAUUAGCUGGGCAUGGUGGUGCACACCUGUAGUCCCAGCUAUUGGGGAGGCUGAGACAGGAGAAUUGCUUGAACCCAGGAGUCAGAGGUUGCGGUGAGCCGAGAUCGUGCCAUUGCACUGCAGUCUGGGUAACAACAGCGAAACUCUGUCUCAAAAAAAUAAAAAUAAAAAAGAAUGAAAGAGAGAAAGAGGAAGAGAAAGAGGGAGAGAGAACGGGAGUCCUGUUUUAUUGCCCAGGCUAGAAUGCAGUCUAAAAAUGGGUACUGAAAACCUCUUUUAUGGCAAUAAUUGUGCUUAACAAUGGAGACAGGAAGGAAUAAGGGAGGAAAAUAACAAACAAGCAGCCAACCAAUAUUUCAUUUAAACCUGUGAAAUGCUGUGCAAUUACUGAGGAGUGAUUUCCUUCCAAUUAUGUAGUCACUUUUAGAGUAGGUGUGAUGUGGUACUGAUAUGAAUGAAUGUUUUGUGUAUUUGGGGUGGAGAGUUCUAUAAACAUUUAUUAAGUUUACUUUUUCCGGGUCUGAGUUCGAGUUCUGGAUAUCCUUGUUAAUUUUCUGUCUCGUUGAUCUGUCUAAUAUUAACCAUGUGAUGUUAAAGUCUCCCACUAUUAUUGUGUGGGAGUCUAAGUCUCUUUAUAAGUCAUUAGGAACUUGUCUUAUGUAUCUGGGUGCUCCUGUAUUGGGUGCACAUAUAUUUAGGAUCUUUAGCUCUUCUUGUUGCAUUGAUCCUUUUACCAUUAUGUAAUGUCCUUCUUUGCCUCUUUUGAUCUUUGUUGCUUUAAAGUCUAUUUUAUCAGAGGUGAGAAUUGCAACUCCUGCUUUUUAUUUAUUUAUUUAUUUUUGCUCUCCAUUUGGUUGGUAAAUUUUCCUCCAUCCCUUUGUUUUGAGUCUUUGUGUAUCCUUGCAUAUGAGAUGGGUCUGGAUGCAGCAUACCAAUGGGUUUUGACUUUCCAUCCAAAUGCCUGUCUGUGUCCUUUGAUUGGGGGAUUUAGUUGACUUAAAUUUAGGAUUAAUGAAAAUAUAUGUGAGUUUAAUACUGCCAUUUGAUGCUAGCUGGCUGUUUUGCCCAUUCGUUGAUGUAAAUUCUUCAUUAUGUUGAUGCUCUUUACUUUUUAGUAUAUUUUUGGAAAGGCUGUUACUUGUUGUUCCUUUCUAUGCGUAGUGCUUCUUUCAGAAGCUCUUGCAAAGCAGGGCUGGUGGUGAUGAAAUCUCUAAAUACUUGCUUGUUCACAAAAGAUUUUAUUUUUCCUUCACUUGUGAAGCUUAGUUUGGCUGGAUAAGAAAUUCUGGGUUGAAAGUUCUUUUCUUUAAGGAUGUUGAAUAUUGGCCCCCACUCUCUUCUGGCCUGUAGGAUUUCUGCUGAGAGAUCUGCUGUGAGUCUGAUGGGCUUCCCUUUGUGGAUAACCUGACCUUUCUCUCUGGCUGCCCUUAGCAUUUUCUCCUUCAUUUCAACCCUGAUGAAUCUGACGAUUAUGUGCCUUGGGGUUGCUCUUCUUGAGGAAUAUCUUUGUGGUGUUCUCUGUAUUACCUGGAGUUGAAUAUUGUCAUACCUAGCUAGGUUGGGAAAGUUUUCCUGAAUAAUAUCCUGAAGAGUAUUUUCCAGCUUGGAUUCAUUCUCUUCGUCACAUUCAGGUACCCCUAUCAAACAUAGGUCUUUUCACAUAGUCCCAUAUUUCUUGGAGACUUUGCUCAUUCCUUUUUAUCCUUUUUUCUCUAAUCUUGUCUUCUCGUUUUAUUUCAAGUUGGUCUUCGACCUCUGAUGUCCUUUCUUCUGCUUGAUCAAUUCGACUGUCAAAACUUGUGCAUACUUCGUGAAAUUCUCAUGUUGUGUUUUUCAGCUCCAUUAAUUCACUUAUAUUCCUCUCUAAAUGUCUAUUUUCGUUAGCAUUUCGUCAAACCUUUUUUCAAGGUUCUUAGUUUCUUUUCAUUGGGUUAGAACAUAUUCUUUUAGCUCACAGAAGUUUCUUAUUACUCAUCUUCUGAAGCCUGAUUCUGACAACUGAUCACAUUCGUUCUCCAUCAGACCUUGUUCCCUUGCUGAUGAGGAGCUACGAUCCCCUGAAGGAGGAGAGGCAUUCUGAUUUUGGAUGUUUUCAGCCUUUUUAUGCUGGUUUCUUCCCAUCUUUGUGGAUUUAUCCACCUGUUGUCUUUGUAAUUGCUGACUUUCAGAUUGGGUCUCUGAGUGGGCAUCCAGAUUGUUGGUGGUGAUGUUAUUUCUGUUUCUUUGUUUUCCUUUGGCGGAUGCCUCUCCCCCACAGAGCUGGACCUUCCCAGGUUCAGCUGUGCUUGCUGUGAAACUGAACCGUCAGCAUUUCCAAUUGCUGUUUUUUUGUGGGGUAGGACCAGCCGAACCCGAUCACCUGGCUCCCUGCUUCGGAGCCCCCUAUUUUUCUUUUCCUAAUUGAACGAUCGAUUCUCUCCCAGGUGCCCCAGUCGCCCGCCGAAAAGGCUCCGGGAUCUAUACAAUUUCCUGAGCAGCAACCAGCCAGCUGAAACAGCUGCGCUCAGAUUUGUGGCGUCUUUCUGCCCAGGAAUCUCCCGGUCUGGCUCCCGGCUUCAGUACCCCUCCUAAUCAGCUGAAUGGGUGACUCUGCCUUCUGGGAGCUCCAAACGCCAACUAAAAGGGCACCCAGUCCCGCAUACUCUGCACUGAGAACCGCUGCGCUGGGACGCCAGCCAAAGAGCCACGCCGGCCAAAAGAGUCACGCUGGCGACCCGUGGGGCUCCUCUGCCGGGAAUCUCCUGGUCCAUAAGCAACAAAAAUUCAUCUGGAAGUCUGGCGUCCACUCAGUCCAUGCCCUUCACAGGGAGCUGCGACCCUGAGCUGCUGCUAGAUGGCCAUCUUGGAUCUCUCUCCUUCGAGUGUUUUCUUUUUUUUUAAAACAUGAAAUGGUAUUGAAUUUUUGUCAAAUGCUUUUUCUGUAUCAAGAUAGAUGAUUUUUCCCCUUUAUUCUGUUGAUAUUGAUUGUUUUUCAUGUGUUGAACCAUCUUGCAUUCUAGGAAUAAAUUCCACUUGGACAUGCUUUAUAA